AUGUCAGAGUCCAGUCGAGAUCCUCCAGCUUCGUUGGCAACCUUGCCCACGGAGAUAGCUGAUUCAAUCUACUAUUCUCUACCACCUGCAAGUUUGUGCGCUCUUGCUAGGGUCUCGAGAGAUAUUUAUGCGGCUGUUCAAGGUCCGCUCUAUAGACGUCCUGUCAUUGAUAGCUAUCGAAAGCUUCAGGCUUUCAUCAAAACUCUCAACCAUGUUGCAAGUUGGGAUAAAAAGGGAGAUGCCAGAAGCAAGGGCAUUGUUCAUCUUACGCUGAUGAUCGAUCCUGCAAAGGAGGAGAGUACUGCAGGAAGGCCUUUGAUUGCUGUCAUUCUAGCACGGAUGAUCCGUGUCAUAGCUAGAUACAAUGAAAAUGUCACAAUAUCGCUGAUAAUCACCCACUCUGCCUGCGAUGCCCAACCCGUUCGCUCUUUCGAAAGCGAAGAAUUCCCUCGUGUUACGAGCCUAAUUCUGGAUCUUGGUGGUGAAUCUGUUACUCAGUCGUCUUCUGGCUCUAGUUCCCUCAAUAGUGUGAUACCUGUUCGUCGCAACAUCCACCAACGAGGCUACAACUACAAUACGACAGGGAUGAGAUGUGUUCCCAAUGCUAAAUUCUGGACCCGAUUUUUCAAUGGUUCCUGUUUUCCUGAUCUCCGGAGACUGGAGCUUCAUCAUAAGUCCCGGGCUGGACCGUCAUAUGGGGAUUCGGGCCUAGAAGGUGAACCGAUCUUAUUUACAGAACUGGACACAUUGGGGUUGGCACAAAUUGAGCGAUUGGUAGUGAAUUCGGUGCCUGAGUUUAACGACUCUGUCUUGAUGGCAGGGUUACAGCAUGCUCCUGUCCUAACGGAUUUGCAAAUUGAGAAUUGUGCUGUUACUUACAGUGCGCUUGACAAACUACUGCUCCAUGCACUUCCGGUCCUUCACAGACUGGUCCUACGAGUCUCGCCUCAAUCACGGUUUGCUCGACAUGCUAGAGAAGCGCUGGGUUAUCGAGGCAACCGAGCCUCUGGUGAAGAAAUUCCACACCUCUGCCCACACUUCCGUCGGCAUGGGAAGAAUCUAAAGCAUUUUGAACUCGCAGCGCCGUAUAUCUGCGGUGAUAUAUUUAUAGAUGGGCAUGAAAAAGAGAAAUUGCGCGAAUCUGGUCAUCCGGGAACACUGGCUGGCGACGACAGUGGGAUAAUUGUCCAGGGGGAACUGGACACAACUUUGGUUACUGGCGUUUUGAAGAGAAUCAGGCAAACGAGGGAUACGGACUCGGUAGGGCAAAGGUUAGUUGAGGGCUCGAACAUGGAGGAGGAUAGGAGGAUUCUGGAAAGGGAGAGAGCAAUGAGAACUAGGAAGGCAACCAUCGAGAAGGAGGGGUGGACAAGGAGACUGCAUGUACUCGAUGGUAUGUGCAUCGAUGGUGCUACUUUUGAGGAGUUAACUGCACUCGCAAAUGUGGAAGAGAACGGGAUCACCUGGACACUUGGAAGUCUGCCGGAGAGGCGAGCCUUUAGGGUUAUUGGGAGUCUCAUAGAAACUGUCAGGUAUUCUCACGAGUUUGAAAGAGACCGACCAAGGAGGGGGAGACGGGUGGAGCGAGACCUCAAUGAUGAACUUAUAGGGCAGUGA
Molecule: messenger RNA, 1617 nt
Organism: Orbilia oligospora ATCC 24927
Lineage: Eukaryota; Fungi; Ascomycota; Orbiliomycetes; Orbiliales; Orbiliaceae
Exons: 4
Coding region: 1-1617 (538 amino acids)
Molecular function (GO): protein binding
Source: RefSeq, a predicted model, not a curated record